Molecule: messenger RNA, 3908 nt
Organism: Physella acuta
Lineage: Eukaryota; Metazoa; Mollusca; Gastropoda; Physidae
Product: SKI family transcriptional corepressor 1 homolog-B
Biological process (GO): negative regulation of BMP signaling pathway; negative regulation of transcription by RNA polymerase II
Cellular component (GO): transcription regulator complex; nucleus; cytoplasm
Molecular function (GO): DNA-binding transcription factor activity, RNA polymerase II-specific; SMAD binding; RNA polymerase II cis-regulatory region sequence-specific DNA binding
Source: RefSeq, a predicted model, not a curated record
CAAGCGACAUUUGUGUCUCUGUAAACACGCAGAUAAGAACUUGUGACUAGCUAAUACACACGGCCCGAAAUAAACGCAGUCUUCAUGGAUACACCGGCCAUUGACAGUUGUCUGGCCGGGGGGAUGGGUGUGGCAUGCCGAUCACCUAUCGGGCAAUGGCCUUCACCUCCAGCCGCUCACACCCAUAACAGCAUUCUCAACAGUAGCAGCCUGCUUGGUAACCCUACCGGCUACAUGGGUUUUUCCACCACUGCCUCUGACAACGAGAACAGUAACAGCGCAAUGAGCGACUGUUCCCCCCGUGGAGGGGGAGCGAUGACUCCCAACAGCACCAACACCACAAACGCCAGCAGCAGCAGCAGCGGCAGCAAAAGUAACAGCAGCGGCCGACAGAACCAAGUUGGCACCAUCAUGCUUCACGGCGUAGCCAUAGUGUCACUAGUCAUUGACAAUAAGGUUAGUGAGGAUAGGGAGAGACUUUGUUUGGCUCAGAUCUCCAACACGCUUCUCAAAGACUACAGCUAUAACGAGAUACAUAACAGACGUGUGGCUUUAGGGAUCACGUGUGUCCAGUGUACACCUGUUCAAUUGGAAAUUUUGAGACGUGCAGGGGCGAUGCCCGUGUCCUCCAGAAGGUGUGGUAUGAUAACGAAGAGAGAGGCGGAGAGACUGGUGAAAAGUUUUCUAGAAGAGAACACCCCUCCCAAACUUCCAGAAGACUUCGCCUUUGACGUUCACCACGAAUGUGGCUGGGGAUGCAGAGGUUUCUUUGAACCUUCGCGGUAUAACAGUUCCCGGGCCAAGUGCAUCAAGUGCACCUACUGCAACAUGUACUUCUCACCCAACAAAUUCAUCUUUCACUUUCACCGGACCCCGGAGUCCAAGUACAACCAUCCCGACGCCGCCAACUUCAACUCGUGGCGCCGGCACCUCAAGCUCUACACGGGCCACGACAACGAGGAGAUCGCCUACAAAUGGGAGGACGUCAAGGCUAUGUUCAAUGGCGGAACAAGAAAACGGGUCUUCACUCACUCCUCUGCUUCCUCAUCUUCUCCAUCCACGCUUCCAUCUUCGUCCGUGUCGUCCUCAAACCACACGACCAUCACGUAUUCGGGACGAUCCCACAGUCGUGAGUCCGAUGGGGGAAGUGCGGCCAAGAAAACCAAAAUGGUGCCAACAAUAGAAACAAACCCCUACCUCCCAAAACCACCGCCAUUCCCAAACCCUUUUAACCCGUAUAACUGGAUUGCAGCUAGUGCACCAGGAAAACCCCCUUAUCCUUUCAUGGCAAUGAACACGUCACAGUCUAUGUGUUUUGGAUUCCCCCAGCAACCUCCCCCAAAUAAAGAUCUCAUGGCCGAUAGGCUAAAAUCCACUCCCAUGGCCCCCAACACUUGGGUGGGUCGAUCCAACCCACAUUUCCCACUAUCAUCGAUGGACUUAUUUUGGGACAAAGCUUUCGGGUUCCCUCCAAAUGCACUGGGUUUUAGAAACGGGGGUUACCAUGCCCCCAAUCUUGCUGGGACCGCAGCUGCACAUACGUCAGUGGCGCCAACACUUAUGGAAAGCUCUGAACACCUUUCCCCACACGGAGAGCACAACCCCUGUGCAACAUCGCCUCAUGGUCUUCCCCAAAACCUCAUCAAACAAAACUACGAGCGCAGGGAAAAGAUGCGAGAUCGCAUGUCAGCAUUCAAACGCGUUGUUCCAACAUCCUCAUCGCCGUCUUCAUCCUCGCUGUCUCCUCACCUCAGUCCCAACAUAGAAAACGAUGGACACGCCCAGAACGACUUCCACAGAGACAACUCGGACGAUGAAGACAACAGUCUGUGUGCCCAGGACCUAACCACGCACAAAGACAUUGAGGAUUCCGAAGAGAUCGACGUUGAAGAGGACGCCGACGAAAGGAAACGCAAAACCGCAGACGACCCAGAAGAUGAUAAUAUCAAAAGUCAUUACGAGGGGAAAAAAGAACAGGACAACGAUUUUGAUAGUUCCAGACACUCUCACAGUUCAGAGCGUGCAUCCUCUAUGGAAAAUUGUGAUGAAGGGGAUAAGAAAGGUCCGAGAGUUAAGUGUGUAUCUCCAAGCCGACCUGGAUCCGCCUCCAGCGAUGACGAAUGCCAGAAACGCGGUACCUCUGAGACCACUGAGCUUCCUGGUCAAGACUCGGGACUCUCAGAUGAAUCAGAAACAGAGACGGAGAACCCGAAACAUGUAGGAGACACUUCAAAAGAAAACUUCCGUGAUGACGUCAACCGAGAGAAAGCAUUCCGUGAACACAUGGCCCAGCAGUUGGAGAUGUUACGAGAAACCUUGACCACUGAGCUGGAACAGGAAAGGAAAAUAAGAUUUUCAUUGCAACAAAAACUGAAAGAAGCCCACGAUGCCCUGCAGAACUUUUCAUGUGGACUGCUGACAGGAAGACGAGACGUAUUUUCACUCAAGGAAACAGCCAUCUCACCAAGAUGAAACCUUCAAUUAAACUCUCGUCUCCACUAUACGGACUAUAGAUCUACAUAUAGAAUAGCUCUAUAACAACGGAUAUUUUAAAAUUAACAAAAGGUGACAACACUCAUGUUUAUGAGUUUAUGAAGUGUAAAUAAUAUUAGUAAACUGACAAUGAAUGACACUUGUAUAUGUUCUUAAAAGUCCAACAUUGACUCUAAGAAUGGACCAAGUAAAAAUUGGCUGUAACAUAUGACCGAGAGAUGUGUGUAUAAAAUUUGAAAGGAGGAGAGACACUACAUACUAGAGAAACGAUGCAAGCACCAUAAAAUUCAGGACUUAAUCGAUAUCAUAUAAUAAAUGAUAACAUGAAACAUGAAACAUGACCAACACUGGCAUAUUUAAUACUUUUAUCUUACUAACCCUCCUAUUUGAAGAUAUGUGUUUUAUAAUAUAAUUUGAUUCAUGUUAUCUCAAAGUCCAAGAUUAUUUUUGUUUGAAAUUCUUGUUUUAAACUGUCUACUGUCUGUCGUUGCGGCUAUAGACCAAGUAUUUAAAAACGUUAAGUACGGAGGGCACAAUACAUUAGCAUAGGCUCCGUUUUCAGUUUUAAACAUGCUGGGGUUAACAACUUAACAUAUAUAACACGCAACUAUAAAUAUUCACAAAAGACCCAAUAACACAUUGACACACUUGAAACCUUUUUUAAAUGUCUUUCUUAAUGAGGUUUUUAUAUAUGUACGUAAGCUGCAACUGGAAGGAUAACCAAUUCAAGCAUAUUGUUGCCUAAGGUUAUAGCCUUAGAACCACUACACUAGUUUAGCAGCAAGUUUAUGUUGUAAGCUGGACUGUUAGAUCAUUUUGUUUUGCCUAUCCGAGGCAGGGCUUUGUUUACUCUUCGGGACUUCUCGGCCACAAACUUAUUUAAUUGAUGUUAAUGUACAAUGUUUGUUUUAAAAUCAUUUACCUGUCUCAAAAGUGUGAUGUAAAAAAGAAUAACCUGAUAUACUUAUAUAUAAAUAUAUAUUUCUUUUUUGUUUCUUAUAAAUUGUGUUUAUAGAUUUUGCUGUUGGAUUAAAAUGUGAAUAUACAAACGAUAGAAAUGUAUUGUUUGGUGAGAAGGAGAGACAGGUUAUGUCAUUAGUGAGACAGAUAAAGAACGAGUGUAUCAAAGGUUAUGUCAUUAGUGAGACAGAUAAAGAACGAGUGUAUCAAAGGUUAUGUCAUUAGUGAGACAGAUAAAGAACGAGUGUAUCAAAGGUUAUGUCAUUAGUGAGACAGAUAAAGAACGAGUGUAUCAUACGUGAGACAGCUACAGGACGGCUGGGUCAUUAGUGUGAUAGCUAUCUCCGGUUAUGUCGCAGAGAAAGAGUGGGACAGCUUGGAGUGAUACAAGACUUUGUCUCUACAUUCUGUUUUCGUCUCACUUUCUUAGCCUGGAUCUCCAGCCAGCUGUUACA